GUUUCUACAUCUCAUCUCAUUUGCUUUGGUUUGUUUGCUGCCACCAUCGCACGCACCCUUUGCACAUUUCUCCUACGCCAAACAAAUCCAAAAGUCAAAACUACCCCUACCCACCAUGGACGUAGGAGUCGCCGACGAUCAUUCCCCGGAAGCCACAAUAUCGCGGUGGAAAUUUUCGGUGUCGCGGCAGUACCAGCACAUGCUGGACAAAACGACGCCGCACGUCCUCCGCCGCUGGAUCGGGUGUCUGGUGGUGGCUGCCGUCUACGUCCUCCGCGUGUACUUGGUUCAAGGCUUUUACAUCGUCUCCUACGCCCUCGGUAUUUACAUCCUCAACCUCCUCAUCGGCUUCCUCUCCCCUCAGGUCGAUCCCGAGAUUCAUGACGGCCCCACCCUCCCCACCAGAGGAUCCGAUGAGUUUCGCCCCUUCGUUCGCCGCCUCCCGGAGUUCAAGUUCUGGUACUCGAUCACAAAGGCGUUUUGCAUUGCAUUUGUGAUGACUUUCUUUAGUGCCUUUGAUGUUCCAGUAUUCUGGCCGAUACUCCUUUUCUACUGGGUGGUCCUUUUCACACUUACAAUGAGGAGACAGAUUUCACACAUGAUCAAAUAUAAAUAUGUUCCAUUCUCAUUUGGGAAACAGCGCUAUGAUGGAAAGAGAGCACCAGCAGAUAGCACAAGUCCAACCGCGGACUGAAAUUUUCAGUUUAAUUGAACUUUAUUUGCUACAUUUAAGUCACAAUCCCAAAUGUGGCUUGAUACCAUCUACAGUAUUUGCUACAAUUAACAGCUGGAGCAACCUGAGGAUUUGGUGGCUGUGGAAGAUUGCUUUGAGGUCUAGCAUGGACGUAUGACAUCUGGAUGUUCAACUCCCUAUUGAGCAACUGUUUGGACAUCUUCAAUGUUUCUACUCCCUGGUAGAUGCUUUAGUCUUGGGGAGAUGUUGGGGGCUCUCUCUUUCAUCUCCCUUCUCGUGAAAUCCUUUUUCUUUUCUUUUUCUUUAUAGGUAGUCAAAUGCUAAACUCUUAUUGCUGAAUUCUAGUUAAAUAACGAGAAUUUAAGACGCCUUUGCUAAAGGAAUCCCCUUCAUUAUUUGCAAUGGGGUGUUAACUCUUUUUCCAUUGUAUUUUUUUUCUUCUAAUCAUGCGAUUUUCAGGAACUCAUUUUUUUCUAUAAAUGUGCUUAUGCAAUACUA
Vigna angularis (adzuki bean) is the source of this 1192-nucleotide messenger RNA. RefSeq names its product protein RER1A. Gene Ontology annotation, cellular component: Golgi membrane. Gene Ontology annotation, biological process: protein retention in ER lumen; retrograde vesicle-mediated transport, Golgi to endoplasmic reticulum. The record is from RefSeq and is a predicted model, not a curated record. Lineage: Eukaryota; Viridiplantae; Streptophyta; Magnoliopsida; Fabales; Fabaceae. The coding region runs from base 116 to 694 and encodes 192 amino acids. The transcript is spliced from 3 exons.